Molecule: messenger RNA, 2786 nt
Organism: Anarrhichthys ocellatus (wolf-eel)
Lineage: Eukaryota; Metazoa; Chordata; Actinopteri; Perciformes; Anarhichadidae
Gene: lmnb1
Product: lamin B1
Exons: 11
Coding region: 249-2000 (583 amino acids)
Biological process (GO): protein localization to nuclear envelope; nuclear migration; nuclear envelope organization
Cellular component (GO): nuclear envelope; nuclear lamina
Molecular function (GO): structural constituent of cytoskeleton
Source: RefSeq, a predicted model, not a curated record
AGAACGCAUUGCAUCGAGCUUCGCCAUUGGCUAGUGGUACAUAACGUGAAAUAUCCAAUGAGCCGCCAUAUUAGGAAGCCAAACCCCUCUUUCAUUCGGAUAAGAAAAGACAGGACAUACUUCCAGGAUAGUUUUUCAGGCGUGCCGGUUGUUGUUGAUUGCCUCAAUCAAAAUUGUUGACCCCGCACGAUCCGUAUCUCGCUUUGGUUUGGUUACCGCCUUUGAUUCGGGUUAUUUAGUCUUCUACAAUGGCGACGGCGGCUGGAACUCCGACCGGGCAGAGAAGCACGUGCGGCAGCGGCACUCCGCUGAGCCCGAACAGGAUAACCCGACUGCAGGAGAAACAACAGCUCCGGGACCUCAACGACCGCCUGGUCGUUUACAUUGACAAAGUCCGUAGUUUGGAGUCUGAAAACGAUGUACUCCACCUGCAAAUUAACGAGAAGGAAGACGUGAGAAGCCGGGAGGUAACCGGACUGAAAUCCCUGUACGAGACCGAGCUAGCCGACGCCAGAAGGUGUUUGGAUGAGUCCUCCAAGGAGCGGGCCUGGCUGCAGAUUGAGCUGGGAAAGAUAAAAUCCGACCAUGAACAGCUUCAACACAACUACAACAAGAAGGACUCUGAGGCAGCAGGAGCUCAGGCCAGGCUGAAGGACCUGGAUGCUCAGCUGAACUCUAAAGACGCCAUGCUGGCUACGGCGCUGUCUGAGAACAGAGGCCUGGAGGCCAUGCUGGCCGACCUGAGAGAACAGCUGCAGGAGCUGGAUUCAGGUCUGGCUCAGGCCAAGAAGCACCUUGCAGAUGAGAUGCUGAUGCGAGUUGACUUGGAAAACCGCUGCCAGAGUCUGACAGAGGAAAUGAUCUUCCGUAAGAGCAUGCAAGAGGAGGAAGUGAAGGAGGCCCAGCAGCGGUACACCACCCAGCUGGUGGAGGUGGACUCUGGCCGGAAAGUGGAGUAUGAAUAUAAACUGACUCAGGCCUUGACUGACAUGAGGACUCAGAACGAGGAGCAGAUCAGGCUCUACAAGGACAACAUGGAGAGCACCUACGUCACCAAACUGGAGGACCUGCACCGGGUGUCUGAGAUGAACGGAGCGUCGGCCAGCAUGUCCCGAGAGGAACUCAGAGAGUCCAGCCUGAGGAUCGACAGCCUCACUGCCCAGCUGGCAGGAAUGCAGAAGGAGACCCGUGGUUGGCGCGAUCGUAUCGUGGAGCUGGAGGCGGCGUUGUCUCAGGAGAAAGACCGGAGCCGCAAGCUGCUGGCAGACAAAGACAGUGACCUGGCCGAGAUCCAGGCCAAGAUGCAGCAGCAGCUGAACGACUACGAGCAGCUGCUGGACGUCAAACUGGCGCUGGACAUGGAGAUCAACGCCUACCGCAAACUUCUGGAGGGAGAAGAAGAAAGGCUGAAGCUGUCUCCCAGUCCUUCAGCUCGCGUCACGGUGUCUCGAGCCUCGUCCAGCAGCCGCAGCGUGCAGACCACCAUGGGGAAGAGGAAGCGCAUCGACGUGGAGGAACAGGAAGCCAGCAGCUCGGUGGCCAUCACGCACUCCGCCGCGGCCACGGGACCCGUCUGCAUUGACGAGAUUGACACCGACGGCAAGUUCAUCUGCCUCCACAACAAUGGAGAUGAGGACGAGGCAAUGGGCAGUUAUGAGAUGAUUAAGACUAUUGGAAAUGCCACAGCCACCUACAAGUUCACACCCAAGUAUGUCCUGAAGGCGGGCCAGAAAGUCACGGUCUGGGCGUCUGAUGCUGGUGUGAGCUCCAAACCUCCUACAGAUCUGGUGUGGAAGAACCAGUCCUCCUGGGGUUCAGGGGUGGACGUCCAAGUGGUGCUGAUCAACACUCAGGGAGAGGAGGUGGCAAAGAGAACCACAACAUACAAGACAACAAUAGAAGAGGAGGAUGAUGAUGAUGGAGUGGAGGCCACUGAUGAAGAACUCUUCCACCAGCAGGGGGACCCUCGCACUGCAAAGAGAGGCUGCUCCAUCAUGUGAUCGCACUGCACCAACCACCCACCUCCUCUGAGCCCAGCCAGUCUGCUGCCAACUGUAAUACUAGAACUAUUUUUCUAUCUUUUGUAGCGCAUUCCAAUAAAGAAAUGGUUUUAUUUCUCAUUUAAAAAAUGCAAAACUGCUUUUGGUAGAUGUAUUUUCACCUGAAAAAGCUAAAUAACAUGGUGAAUGAACCGUUUGUAUUUGUAGUUCAGAUUGUUUUUAAACUGUGCAACAAGUAGCUAAACUCCAGGACCGACUUGUGUCUUUUAAGAAAACAAGUGUGAUUAUUUUUGUUUGGUUUUUUUAAUGGAUUUUAAUUUAGUUGUUUUAUUUUGUAUGUUGUUAUUGAUGCUACAAGAAAAGCCACAGGAUGUUGGCGACUCGAUUAGGACAGGUGCUGACUAAAACACUAAUAUUUACAAAAAUAGUGAUUUUAAAAGUGGCCAGAAUAAGCAGUGUCGAGACAAAAUGAGAACAAACUAUUUGACAUUCUUCUGGUAUCUUUAGAAAAAAGAAAAGGUUGUUUGAUUGUAUUCAGAAGAGGCGGUUUGAGUUUGUUAGCAGUUGUUGCGUUCUCUUCUUUAAUGUAUAAGAUAAUUAUACACCAACUGAUAUUCUACUCCCAGCUGUGUGUUCACUCCACUGACUCGCCACUAAUGGAGAAGUGUUGAUUGUAUUCUUUACUUUUGAUAUUUGAAGUGUUUGAAGUACUUUUUGUGUGUUGGUGUGUUACUAUGCAUGCUAUGGCUGUAAUCAUCGUUGAAUGAUUAAACAAGUUUUCUUGUA